AUGGGCGUCGGGAGCUCAGCGGGCCGGCCGAAUGGGAGUCCGCGGAGCGAGCGGGGGACCGGAGGACGCCAGGGUUCCGCCGCGGUGUCGUGCUGGAUCCGCCUCUGCGUCUCUUCCUCCUCCGCCCGCGCCAAGGUCGACACCGCCGCCGCGACCGCCCGUGCUGUCUCCGAAACUAGAGGAAAGAAUAAUGGUAUCCAGAACCAACAUGUUCAACAGAUAGCUCCUGCUUCGACAUUGCCUAGCAACUCUGAAAAUAUUUCACCCCCAUCUAUAGUUGCAGAUGGGCUGACGGUAUCAUUCCAAUUGCGGAAGUUUACUUUCAAUGAAUUGAGGAUCGCCACCAGAAACUUCCGUCCUGAGAGUCUUCUUGGUGAGGGAGGGUUUGGCCGUGUCUACAAAGGUUGGAUUGGAGAGAACAGAACUGCUCCUGGGAGGCCCGGCACAGGGUUAACUGUUGCUGUCAAGACUCUCAAUCGUGAUGGGCAGCAAGGGCACAAAGAGUGGGUGGCAGAGGUCAACUUUCUAGGAAAUCUGAAACAUCCGAACCUGGUGAAAUUGAUUGGUUAUUGUCUUGAGGAUAACCAGAGGCAGUUAGUAUAUGAAUUUAUGCCCCGUGGAAGUUUAGAGCACCAUCUCUUCAGGAAGUCAGUGCCACUUCCAUGGUCCACUCGAAUGAAAAUUGCACUGGGCGCAGCAAGGGGCCUUGCCUUUCUUCACGAAGAAGCUGAAAGACCUGUGAUCUAUCGGGAUUUCAAAACUUCCAAUGUUCUACUUGACACAGACUACAAUGCGAAACUUUCUGAUUUUGGGCUUGCUCGAGAUGGUCCCAUAGGUGAUAUGACCCACGUGUCAACGCGAGUCAUGGGAACCUAUGGGUAUGCUGCGCCUGAAUAUGUUAUGACAGGUCACUUGACUUCCAAGAGCGACGUGUACAGCUUUGGGGUGGUGCUGCUGGAGCUCAUGACAGGCAGGCGAUCGAUGGACAAGAACCGACCAGCAGGGGAGCACAACCUUGUGGAAUGGGCUCGGCCCCAUCUGAAACAGAGACAAGGAUUCCAAAGCCUGAUGGACCCUAAACUUGGUGGGAACAUCUCCCUGAAAGGCGCUUACAAGGUGACCCAGCUGGCCCGCGCCUGUCUCGCCCGGGAUCCCAAGGCCAGGCCUCUGAUGAGCCAGGUCGUGGAGAUCCUCAAGCCUCUCCCUGACCUCAAAGACAUGGUGGCAUCUUCACCCGGCCUGUACCUGUCCUUGCAAGCAGAGCAGAUUGCAAGGCUUGGCUACCCGAGUGGCAGCCGGAGCAUGAGCCAGCACAGCAGCUUUGCAACUCGGAACGGACAGCAGCAGGUGAGGAGCCUCUCCCAUGGCCGCCACGGCCAUGGUUCUCCUUCUCCGUAUCUGCAGUCGCCGAUGCCGAGGACCAAUGGCAAGUAG
Molecule: messenger RNA, 1434 nt
Organism: Miscanthus lutarioriparius
Lineage: Eukaryota; Viridiplantae; Streptophyta; Magnoliopsida; Poales; Poaceae
Source: the annotation of a GenBank genome assembly